Molecule: messenger RNA, 2379 nt
Organism: Colias croceus (clouded yellow)
Lineage: Eukaryota; Metazoa; Arthropoda; Insecta; Lepidoptera; Pieridae
Product: transmembrane protein 115
Exons: 4
Coding region: 31-1134 (367 amino acids)
Biological process (GO): retrograde vesicle-mediated transport, Golgi to endoplasmic reticulum
Cellular component (GO): membrane; Golgi apparatus
Source: RefSeq, a predicted model, not a curated record
UUAUGACAUCACUGACAUUAAGUAGUAAAAAUGGCUGCGCUUCGAGCGUUUAGUCGUAAUAUACCGUAUUUACGACAGCAAUUUUCAGCAUUAUUAGGAAACACAUCGCCAUCAGUCAAAUUUAUUUGUGUUGUUGUAGUCAUAGGCUAUAUAUUAUCGUUUUCCGAAGAUGUUGUCAACGUACUUAGUGUUACUCCGGGCUACUUAUUACCACCAUCUUUUCAAUUGUGGUCCACUUUCACGUUUUGGUUUCUUGAAAUACACUUGUGGGAGGUGAUUAUAGACGUUAUAACAGUUGGUCUUUGUGGAAAAUUGAUAGAACCACUAUGGGGUCAAAUAGAGAUGAUGAAGUUCUUCAUGCUGACGAACAUCGGAGUGGCGUUCUUGACGACGUUUUACUAUUUGAUUAUAUUUUCGUGGACCCAGGACUCAUCGUAUCUCUUCGAUAUACACGUUCACGGACUUGCGGGUUAUCUGGCUGCAGUGUGUGUUGCUGUAAAGCAAAUACUGCCAGACCAUUUGUUGAUAAAGACGCCGCUUGGUAAAUUAACAAACAGAUCUUUGCCGUUACUGAUUCUGAUAUUGGCAAUAAUCUUCUGGGCGGUGGGAGAGUUGGAGGGUACUUACCCAUGCAUGUGGGGAAGUGGCACUCUACUCUCAUGGAUAUACUUGAGGUUCUGGCAGAGGCACAGCAAUGGAUCAAGGGGUGAUAUGGCUGAUAAUUUUAGUUUUGAUAAUUUCUUCCCAACAGUCCUACAGCCAGUCGUGCGGGGUGUGAUCGGCCCGGUGCACAGGUGCUGCGUCCGCAUCGGCGUGUGCUCGCCGAGCCCCCGGCGCGUGCACCUUGCGCUCAGCCCGCGAGGUGUCACUAUAUCCAUGCCAGGGGUGGAGCCGCAGGAUAUGGAGAGGCGACGGCAAAUAGCACUCAAGGCACUAAGUGAGAGAUUAUCCAAGACAUCAGAACAAACAAGGCAAAAGAACUUAUCUACUAAAGUCAAUAUGGAUGCAGUGAGGAAGAUGCAAAGUUCUCACGUCAUUCCGCAAUUCCCAAGUGAACCGGAGACCAGCCCGCCUCCUGCAGAAGCCACGCUCGUUGAUAUAAACGAGCCACCACCAACCACCAAAACUUCAUGAUCAACGUCAAUUAAUUAGAAUAUUGAAUAGAUUGGUUAACUGUGUCCUUCAGUUAUUGUCAACUGUAAUUAUGACCUCUGUAAAAUGAUUAACAAAUUUUAAUAGUGGGAUAGACUUGAUAUAUGAAUUCACACUUUAGUAUUUCUUAUAGAGUUGUGUCUAAGUAAAAUAGAUUAUAUUUCUUUUAUUAUAAAUAAUUAUUUACAAUUUAUUUACGAUUUUAUAGGGGUCCGUAUAGUAAUUUCCAUUGUUAAUCUCUGCACAUAUAUAAAUGAUGAAUGACGCAAAAUAAUUGCUGUGAUCAUAGUCAUUGGUUAGUUACUUCGUCAGAUUCCUUAUAUUUAUUGAAUAAGUUUACAUUAAUCACAGUUUCAGUGUAGGAAUGUGAGUGUUGUGAAAUCAUACAGGAAUUUGACUGAUAGGUUAAGUGAGCCCUAAUGUAAAUGUGGGGAGAAAGGAAAUGUUUUGGAACUCAUUGCUAUGUCAAUAAUGCAUUUAAGCUAUACUUCUAUUAUAAAGCUGAGUUUGUUUGUUUGUUUGAACUCACUUAUCUCGGGAACUACUGGUCCGAUUUGAAAUUCUUUCGGUGAUAGAUAGCCCAUUUAUCGAGGAAGUCUAUAGGCUAUAUAUCAUCACGCUAAGAUCAAUAGGAGCGGAGCAAUGCGGGUAAAACCGCAGAGCACGGCUAGUUCAAGAUAUAAAUAAGCGAAUGAAAAAUGAUUUGAACAAGUAGAAAUUGUGUAAAAUAAUACAGUGUAACAUGUGUUGAUAUCUGAUCUUUACAUAUGUAUUACAUGAUACAUAAUAAUUUAUUGUUCAGCUACAUUAUACUUUACAUUUAUGAAUGUCUGUAAAAGGGGAAUCGUAGAAGAUAAUGUUUAUUAAUUGCAGAUAAGACUUUACCAACAUUAUUAGGAUUUUUUCUUAAUUUUUUGUUAAUAAGAGAGUAGGAAUGAAGCUUACAAAUAUUUUCAUGAAAUCACAAUGAAAUAGAAUGUUUGAGAAAUAAGAAUAUUAAAUCUUGAAUUUCGUUGUAAGAACGAAACUCCUACAUUGCAACUGUGUUACAUUUUGUAAAUACUUUUCUAAACUGAAAUUAUUUAUAUUUCUGAAUACUGAUACAGUUAUUUGUGGUAUUAAUAUUUUUGCAUUUGUUGUAAUGUCUGUUAAUAGUAUUUGUGAAUGGAUGUAUGUUUGUAAAUAUUAUAAUAUGAUAGUGUUAAAUAAAUAACUAAUUGAUUUUAA